Brassica napus (rape) is the source of this 705-nucleotide messenger RNA. RefSeq lists its product as uncharacterized. The record is from RefSeq and is a predicted model, not a curated record. Bases 1 to 705 code for a protein of 234 amino acids. The transcript has 3 exons. Lineage: Eukaryota; Viridiplantae; Streptophyta; Magnoliopsida; Brassicales; Brassicaceae.
AUGGCGUCUAACAUCCCAGCAGGCGUCCCUAUGGUUAAGUGGGUUCAUACCUAUCUGCUACGUAACGGUAACUUCUGGUCUACUAAAGAGAAUACAUCUUUAGGCUCAUGGAUAUGGCGUAAACUGUUGAAAUAUAGAGACAAGGCCAAGGUUUUCCACAGAAUGGAGGUUAGGAAUGGCAGAUCAACGUCCUUCUGUUGGGCCCAGGGGUUUAUCGAUAUGGGUAUCAGAGCAAUGGCAUCAGUGGCCUCUGCUUUUAGCAGGCGCAAGAGGAAUCAUCGAGUGGAUGUGUUCAAUCAGAUUGAGGUAGCCUUGGAGAAUCAGCGUUUAAAGGCUGUUGAUGCAGAGGAUAUUCCUUUGUGGCAACAGAAACAAGGGACCUACAAGAACUUGUUCAACACAAAUAAAACAUGGCAACUCAUUCGACAAGCCUCUCCGAUAGUUUAUUGGCACACAGGGGUUUGGUUUCAGCAUGCAACACCUAAGUCCGCUUUCUGUACAUGGCUAGCUCUGCACAACAGGUUAACAACUGGGGAUCGUAUGCUCACAUGGAAUUCAAGCAUUGAUCCAGCUUGGUCAGAUUUCUGGCGCGAUUUGUUUUUCAAGCAACCAUUCACUCUCUCUGGAGGGAAAGGAAUGAAAGACGUCAUGGCUCAAACCCCAUGUCUACUGCACUGCUGGUCAGAUUUGUUGAUCGCCAAGUGA